AUCCCUUUCCCUUCAGCGCUUCCUUCUUUUCCCCAAAAGAAGCAGAAAUUCAUCUCCAGAACCGAAGCAAAAAUUUGCAAUACCCUUUUUAUCUGGAGAGAUGCCUGAGGGAAAAGCAUCCGUGCGCAACAUGGUGAGUUCAAUUGCCGAUGGCGCAUCAAAGCAAAAAUCGGUAUCCUCCCCUGAAGAGGAAAAUUCAGUUAAACACAAUAAACUGUUUGGGCGUGAGAAACCAGUACAUAAUAUUCUCGGAGGAGGCAAAUCUGCUGAUGUAAUGCUGUGGAGAAACAAGACAAUCUCGGGCAGUGUUUUGGGUAGUGCUACCAUCAUAUGGCUUCUGUUUGAGUGGCUCAACUACCAUUUACUUACUCUCAUUUGCUUUGCGAUUGUUAUGCUGAUGCUCGGGCAAUUUCUCUGGGUAAAUGCUAUCGAAAAGUUCAGCAGCACCCCAAUUAAACUCCCCCGUAUCGUCAUACCUGACCAUGUAUUCGUCAACAUUGCCAAGUCAAUAGGCGGUGAGAUAAAUCGCGGUUUGGGCUUCCUUCAAGACAUUUCCUGUAGUGGGAAUAUGAAGCAGUGCCUACUUGUUGUAGCAAGCUUGUGGGCUACUGCUGUGAUCGGAAGCUGGUGCAACUUUAUCACAGUUGCAUACAUUGGUUUUGUUGCUGCCCACACGCUCCCGGUGCUUUAUGAAAGGUACGAUGAAACAAUCGACAGCGUUAUGGACAUGAUAUUUGAUAAGCUGCGGCACAAUUUCCGAACGCUAGAUGCCGGAGACCUCAGCAAAAUUGCGAGUAACAUCACAGAAAAGAAGGCUGAAUAGAUGCGCUGCUGUAAAUGAAGAAGUUGAAGCUACAAUAUUAAGCAAAAGCUAUGUAUAUAUAUAAUGCUGUUGAUGGGUCUCACACCAUACAUAGUUUAUUUUCCUAGGAUUACUUUCAUAUUAUAAUAUAAUACCAUGUUCAUUGGCAAAUUUUGAAAUAUAUGACAUGGUUGUGGUAAAAGUCCAUUUGUUAUAUGCACAAUGCAUGAAUAUAGAAUUUAUACUAUUAAUAAAAACAAAAUCUUCAAUUUUAGCUUUUCACCCAAAAUACUCG
Ipomoea triloba (trilobed morning glory) is the source of this 1097-nucleotide messenger RNA. Its product is annotated as reticulon-like protein B8. Lineage: Eukaryota; Viridiplantae; Streptophyta; Magnoliopsida; Solanales; Convolvulaceae. The coding region runs from base 101 to 823 and encodes 240 amino acids. The transcript has 6 exons. The record is from RefSeq and is a predicted model, not a curated record.